Messenger RNA from Thecamonas trahens ATCC 50062, 1354 nucleotides. RefSeq lists its product as uncharacterized. The record is from RefSeq and is a predicted model, not a curated record. Lineage: Eukaryota; Apusomonadida; Apusomonadidae. The transcript has a single exon. Bases 1 to 1275 code for a protein of 424 amino acids.
AUGAGCGACACCAGUACACCCGACGGGCUACCAGGUAGCCAACUGUGCAAGGCCAGUCGAGCCAAUCUGACCGAUGAAGAGCGGGCGAGGCGCAAGGAGGCGGCGAUGCGGGCAGCGGGCACGUGGCGGGAGGAGACGAGCCGAAGCGAUGCCGAGAUGCGGGUGCUCUUUCCGCGCUAUCCUGCAGCCGAUGGCAGUGACGACGACGACGUCUCGGCGUGGCGGAUCUCGUACGCGCCGUCCGACACAGCCGGCAUUGCCGCGGCUCUGGAGGUGUACGGCAUGGUGGUGGUCGACGUGCUCACGUCUGACGAGGCCGACGCCACCGCUGCCGAUCUGCUGGCGGAUGCGUCGGCGCAGGCGAACCCAGCCAAGGCGACGGCGGCGCUCGAUUUCAACGAUCCGACGACAUGGGAGUCGCGCAACUGGCCCAAACCCAAGUCCAAGUUCCUCUUUGGCUCGCCGGCGUUUACGCAGCUUGCCUUUGCGAUGCGAACGCAUCCCGCCAUCUACGAGGUCUUCCGCGGCCUGUACGGCGGCGAGGAAAAGCUCUGGGCUUCCAUUGACAACUGGGGCGUGAUGCGAGGGACACGGAACUUGCGGAUGAGGAAUGAGGAGACCGGCGAGGUGGAGGACGGCGUCGAGCGGCCGCAAUGGCGGACCUCGCUCGGCCCGCACUGGGACUGCAACCCGCAUCGGAUCGUGGAGAUCGACCGGGCCGAGGGCCACGCCCAGCGGUACCAGGGCCUGGUAGCGCUGGUCGACUGUCCGAUCACAACAGGGACCUUUGCCUGCGUCCCAGGUUCGUCGGCCUACCUCGACACCUGGGUCAGUGAGCACUUUCGCGACGGCAAGGCCGGGCUGGCCAACCGAUCGGUUCGACCCAAGGCAAGCGAUCCGAUGGCAGCAUACAUGCAGCCGAUCCCGCUGCGCAAGGGCCAGAUGGUCAUCUGGCACUUUGAGCUCCUGCAUGCUAACGUGCCAAACACCUCCAGCAACAUGCGACUUAUCCAGUUCAUUCGCAUGAUGCCCGCCUGGGACGCCGAGCAGCGGGCCAUGUCCCGCUCCAAGGACCGCCACUCGCCACCUAAGAUCUGGAAGCGGUAUCCCGAGAUCGCCGACCACGUCCGCACUACUUAUAGUCUCUCUUCGCUCCAGCUCCGGCUCACCGGUUUCUUGCCAUGGUCCGAUGACGACGACGACGACGAUCCGCCUGUCGAGCCAUCGACUGCAGCCGCGGCUGACUGCUGUGCCUUGAACGCCGAGACCGCCUGAUGCUGAUGUGGACGGAGGCAUGACGACCACCGCAGGUGCAAACCAUAUCCAGUAACCCGUAAACUCCCUUCCAUCCGCG